AUGAGGCGAAAAAUUGUAGACGAAGCACAAGUUGAUUCAAUGCAAGAAGAGGAGGAAGACGAAGAGGAGGAAGGCUUUGAAGUGGGAAAUUAUGGAAUGGAACGAAUGGAGACUGAUUUAGUAGAAGAUGGAAGACUUUGAAGGGGGAAAUUAUGGAAUGGAAGGAAUGGGGGAAGCUGCUUUUGGAGAAG
Molecule: messenger RNA, 191 nt
Organism: Meloidogyne enterolobii
Lineage: Eukaryota; Metazoa; Nematoda; Chromadorea; Rhabditida; Meloidogynidae
Source: the annotation of a GenBank genome assembly